Messenger RNA from Gambusia affinis (western mosquitofish), 8886 nucleotides. It is a transcript of the gene nrxn1a, whose product is annotated as neurexin 1a. The record is from RefSeq and is a predicted model, not a curated record. Lineage: Eukaryota; Metazoa; Chordata; Actinopteri; Cyprinodontiformes; Poeciliidae. The coding region runs from base 918 to 5399 and encodes 1493 amino acids. The transcript is spliced from 26 exons.
AGGAGAACGGAGGAGAGAGCGACCCAGAGUUAGACAGAGGGAGAGAGAGAGAGAGAGUGAAAGAGAGAGGGAGAGAGAAGGGGGGAGAGCGGGAGGCAAUAACACCUUGUCAUCUUCAGUCCGAGACCGUAAUAGUUGUGUUCCUGUCUGGUCGUUUUCCUUUUUCCUCUCUUCUCCUCUCGCGGAUUCAAAAUCCACCUCAAAUGGGAAGGGAGAUCGAUGCGUCGCGCGCGGCACUGUUGCCACGGAACCACAGGAUGCGCGUGAGGUCGCUGGAGAGAGUGAUGACGCGGCAGUGAGAGACACACAUACCUCAACCUGCUGGCACACACUCACAUAUACACGCAUAUUUGCCCACACACGCUUUAAGUCUUGCCCCUCGAAGACAAGGAAGAGGAGAGAGGGAAAAAAAUACUGCUAUGACGGUGUCAUUUCUCACUAUUACCAGUGUGUGAGCUGCACUCAAGCACACUUGCACUCCGUGGGGAGUUGCCUGCAUGGGGGAUAAGACCCUAUCUAGGGCACAAAGAUGGAGUUUGCAUCUUGUUUGUCCCACAUCUAACACACAAACAUAAUCACACACACGCUUGGAGUCUCAUGACUGAAAUAAGGAAUGAAGAGGAGACGCUGAACAUCGAAAAGACAAGACAAACACCAGGCCAAGGCAUCAGAAGAUGUUCAAAGGGUGUUAACAGAACAGAGGGUGCUGCCGUCUGACCUCUCCCUCCCUCUCUGGAGGUUCAUUUUAGCUGAGCUCUCUUUGGUUAAAAGCAUUACCAAGACAGCAGGGUGGACAGGUGACAGUGUUCUACGAAGUGCCCUGCAGUUGUCACCAUGAGCUGUAGGCUAGAGGGAACACCCCAGCUCUAGCCUCUAUUUAAUUUUGUGUGCGUGUGCGUGUGAGAGCGGGUGUGUGCAUGAGUGUAAUGGCGGUUUGCGUUUGGGCGGCAGCCCCCCUGCUCUUUCUGGGGCUGUGCCUGUGCAGCGUAGGGGGCCAGGCCCAAGGGGAGGUCCUGGAGUUUGGGGGCGUGUCCAGCCAGUGGGGGCGGUUUCCGGUGUGGAACGCCUGUUGUGAGAGCGUGCUGAGUUUCAGCCUGCGGACUCAGAGCCAGGAGGGCCUGCUGCUCUACCUGGAUGACGAGGGCUUCUGUGACUUCCUGGAGUUGCUGCUUCUCCACGGGCACCUGCGCCUACGCUUCUCCAUCUUUUGUGCUGAGCCAGCUGAGCUGCAGUCAGGCGUGGCGGUGAGUGAUGGGCGGUGGCAUGCGGUGCGUGUCAAGCGGGACUGGAAGAACACCUCGUUGGAGGUGGAUGGGCGACUGGAGGGAUGGGCAGAAGUGAAGAGUAAGAGAAGAGACAUGACAGUAUUCAGUCACACAUACAUGGGCGGGUUGUCAGCAGAUCUCCUCUCCUCGCCGCUACGCCUCACCUCACCCUCAGUGCGGGAGUACCCCGCCUUUCGUGGCUGGAUCACGGCAGUGAGCAUCAACGGCUCGCUGGUCGCGCUAAACAGCUCAGAGGGCGUCACGGUAACAACUGGCUGCGGGCCGGACCACCAGUGCCAGAAUGGAGGGGUGUGCAGCGUGGUCAACGACCAGGCCGUUUGCGACUGCUCCGACACCGGCUACCAAGGCAAUGACUGCAGCGAAGUGCACAGCUACACUCCAGGUCUGGCACACCUGAUGAUUGGCGACCAAGGAAAACACUUAGCUCGUGAGGAGUAUGUUGCCACCUUUAAGGGCUCUGAGUACUUCUGCUACGACUUGUCACCCAACCCCAUCCAAUCCAGCAGUGACGAAAUCACGCUGUCCUUCAAGACGCUGCAGCGCAACGGCCUGAUGCUGCACACGGGCAAGUCAGCCGACUACGUGAACCUGGCACUAAAGAAUGGUGCCGUGUCCCUUGUCAUUAAUCUCGGCUCUGGGGCCUUCGAAGCCCUGGUGGAGCCCGUCAACGGCAAGUUCAACGACAACGCCUGGCACGACGUGAAAGUCACCCGCAACCUGAGACAGCACUCAGGCAUUGGACACGCUAUGGUAAACAAACUCCAUUGUUCGGUGACGAUCUCUGUGGACGGGAUCCUGACCACGACGGGAUACACACAGGAGGACUAUACCAUGCUGGGCUCUGAUGACUUCUUCUACGUGGGAGGAAGUCCCAGCACAGCGGACCUUCCUGGUUCUCCCGUCAGCAACAACUUCAUGGGUUGUCUUAAAGAGGUGGUAUACAAGAACAACGAUGUACGGUUGGAGCUUUCAAGACUGGCCAAACAAGGCGACCCAAAGAUGAAGGUCAGUGGUGUGGUGUCCUUUAAGUGCGAGAGCGUGGCAACGCUGGAUCCAGUGACGUUUGACACCCCUGAGUCAUUCGUGGCUUUGAGCAAGUGGAUGGCGAAGAAGGCGGGAUCCAUUUCGUUUGACUUCAGGACCACAGAGCCCAACGGGCUGAUGCUUUUCAGCCAUGGCAAACCCAGACAACAGCAGCGCAAAGACCCCCGCACUCCUCCUACCAUCAAGGUGGAUUUUUUUGCCAUUGAAAUGCUGGAUGGUCACCUGUACCUGCUGCUGGACAUGGGAUCUGGGACCACAAAGACCAAGGCCAUCGACAGAAAGGUCAACGACGGGGAAUGGUAUCACGUUGACUUCCAGAGAGAUGGACGCUCAGGAACCAUCUCGGUGAACAGCGUGAGAACGGCGUACACGGCUCCGGGGGACAGUGAGAUCCUGGACCUGGAUGACACGCUGUACCUCGGAGGACUUCCUGAGGAUCGCGCCGGACUCAUUUUCCCCACAGAGGUGUGGACAGCCCUGCUGAACUACGGCUACGUAGGCUGCAUCAGAGACCUGUUUGUGGACGGGCAGAGUAAAGACAUCAGGAGGCUUGCUGAGGCCCAGCGGGCAGUCGGAGUGAAGCCUUCGUGCUCCAGAGAGCUGCCCAAGCAAUGCUUGUCCAACCCCUGCCAGCACAACGGCAACUGCAGGGAGGGCUGGAACCGCUACGUCUGCGACUGCUCCGGUACUGGAUACCUGGGGCGCUCCUGUGAGCGAGAUGCGACCAUCCUCUCAUACGACGGCAGUAAGUUUAUGAAGGUGCAGCUGCCUGUGGCGAUGCACACUGAGGCGGAGGACGUCUCGCUACGCUUUCGCUCGCAGCGGGCCUACGGCAUUCUCAUGGCAACCACAUCCCGGAACUCGGCAGACACCCUUCGUCUGGAGCUGGAUGGCGGCCGAGUCCGACUCACUGUAAACCUAGACUGUAUCAGGAUAAACUGUACAGCCAGUAAAGGCCCAGAGACAAUCUUUGCUGGGUCGGGCCUCAAUGAUAAUGAGUGGCACACGGUGAGGGUAGUCCGACGCGGCAAGAGCCUCAAACUCACCGUGGACGACCUGCAGACUGUCGAAGGUCAAAUGGCGGGUGACCACACCCAGCUCGAGUUCCACAACGUGGAGACGGGCAUCGUGACGGAGAAGCGCUUCAUGCCCAUCGUGCCCUCAAACUUCAUCGGCCACCUCCAGGGCCUGACGCUGAACGGCAUGCCCUACAUCGACCUGUGCAAGAACGGCGACAUUGACUACUGCGAGCUCAACGCCGUCAUCGGCUAUAAGAGCAUCGUGGCUGACCCCAUCACCUUCCGCUCCCGCUCCAGCUUCGUCACGCUGCCCACGCUGCAGGCCUACUACUCCAUGCACCUCUUCAUGCAGUUCAAGACAACGUCCCCAGACGGUCUUAUUCUCUUCAACAGGGGAGACGGCAAUGACUUCAUAGUCAUUGAGUUGGUUAAAGGCUACCUUCAUUACAUCUCUGACCUGGGAAACGGAGCGCACUUGAUCAAGGGCAACUCCAACAGUCCGCUUAAUGACAACCACUGGCACAAUGUGCACAUUUCCCGGGACACGAACAAUCUGCACACAGUCAAGAUUGACACCAAAGUUACCACUCAGACCACAAUGGGAGCCAAGAACCUUGACCUAAAAGGUGAUCUGUACAUUGGGGGUGUUACCAAAGAGAUGUACCGUGAGCUGCCGAAGUUGGUUCACUCCCGGGAGGGAUUUCAAGGUUGCCUGGCAACACUAGAUCUAAAUGGCCGCCUUCCGGACCUCCUUGCUGACGCCUUGACGACCGUGGGGCAAGUGGAGAGAGGUUGUGAAGGUCCCAGCACAACAUGUCAAGAAGACUCCUGUUCAAAUCAAGGAGUCUGUUUGCAGCAGUGGGAGGGCUUCACCUGUGACUGCAGCAUGACAUCAUACGCCGGGCCGCUCUGCAAUGAUGCUGGGACCACCUAUAUCUUUGGCCGGGACGGCGGCGUGGUGAUUUACACGUGGCCGCCUAAUGAGCGUCCCAGCACCAGGGCGGACCGGCUGGCUCUUGGCUUCAGCACCCAGCAGAAACACGCCGUUCUACUCCGAGUGGACAGUGCAUCUGGCCUUGGAGACUACCUUCAGCUGCAGAUAGACAAGGGCAACAUUAGGGUGGUGUUCAAUGUCGGCACAGACGACAUCAACAUUGAGGAGAGCUCCAAGUUCGUCAAUGACGGGAAGUACCACGUAGUCCGGUUCACCAGAAGCGGUGGCAACGCGACCCUGCAGCUGGACGACCUGCCGGUCAUAGAGCGGUACCCCUCAGGCAACAAUGAUAACGAGCGCCUGGCCAUCGCCAGACAGCGAAUCCCCUAUCGGCUCGGUCGAGUAGUUGACGAUUGGCUACUCGACAAAGGUCGCCAGCUGACCAUCUUCAACAGCCAGACGACAGUUCGUGUCGGCGGAGGCGAGCGAGGUUCUGCCAUGUUCCAGGGCCAGCUGUCCGGCCUUUAUUACAACGGCCUCCGCAUCCUCAACAUGGCUGCCGAGGGCCACCCGCACAUCAGAGUGGAGGGCAGCGCGCGGCUGGUCGGCGACAUGCCGUCCUCCUCCAUCACGCCGCAGUCCAGUGCCGCAGCCGGUGGCAACCGGUCAGACUCCGCCCCCUCGAUCAGUGAUAUCACAACCACCACGGCGACGAAUAAGAAGCAAGUUGUGACACAGACGGUAGACGACCUGCUGGUCGCGUCAGCUGAGUGUCCGAGCGAUGAUGAAGACAUUGACCCCUGUGACAGCUCAGCCCGCCCUCCGCCGCCAGAUGUAAAGGUGUUCCCUGGUCCGUCCGAGGUGGUGCGGGAGAGCAGCAGCACCACCGGCAUGGUGGUGGGCAUCGUGGCGGCCGCCGCCCUCUGUAUCCUCAUCCUCCUCUACGCCAUGUACAAGUACCGCAACCGCGACGAAGGCUCCUAUCACGUGGACGAGAGCCGCAACUACAUCAGCAACUCGGCCACGCAGCCCAACGGCAGCACCAAGGACAAACCGCUGGGCAUCGCUAAGAUCUCCAAGAACAAGAAGAACAAAGACAAGGAGUAUUACGUCUGAGGCGGACAUGCCUUUCCCCUCCCCCCAGAAACAGACAAAUAUGCGUACACCUUUAUAUAUAACAAUAUAUGUACAUAAAUAGAUAUAUUCUCCGAGAAAAAAAAGAAACAGUCAUACACAGGGACAUAGACCUGAUGAUUUUAAUGUUUACUCUCCAACAAUCACACCUGCACACAUUCUGUCAAGCACAAACACACCCAAACAAGUCCAUACACACACACAUUUAAGCACAUGCCUACACUCACAGACGGACCUGGGGGCCUGGGCCCUCACUUGUAAGUAUUUAGCAAUGAGCAGAGCCUCUGACGGGCUUGUUUUAUGAGCAUCAACACCAUUCCAAAUGAGUUAGAAAGCACCAGUUCAACCACCAUUUUGGCUCCAGCCUGGUCUGCUACAGUCUGUUCAGACUGCGAGGGGUGAAAACCAGACUUUAAGUGAAGCACACGGCGGGCCAAGCGAGAGGCAGUGCACCCGAACAAAGAUGAUGUAAAAGCACUAAGUGUCUCUUCCAAGCUUCUUGGCCUUCCUCCCUGUUAGCAGACAGGACUCGAUGAAGCACAGCGGACGGCGAGGAAACAAGCACACCAGUGGCUCAAAGUUUAGCCCCGCAGCUACCGGACAGGAACUCACAGGAACUCAAAGCGUAGCCAUAGAGACGGUGAAUUACUACAAGAAAAACAGGCACAGGCAGGGCUGGGUGGGCUGCUGUUGUUAUGCUGCAGAGCUGAUGUUUUUUACAGCCUCCUGUAUAAAUCACAACGAAGGAAACAGAGGAAACAAAGAGAUGUUUUCCUGCACAGGAUACUUGAGACUUUAGAUGCUACCUACAGACACCAGUGAGGCGUGGCCGCUGUGUCUCCCCUCGCGUACAUACGGCACAACAUAAACUGACUCUGAAGACAACAAGACGGUGAAUUGAUCACUAUGAUGAAGACGAAUAUCAAGGAACAUUUGGACAGUACAGACUUUGGGGAAGGGAGGUGUGGGGGGGAAUCUUAUUGCACGUGAAUUAUCUUACUCCGUGUGAUUUAUACUGCGUUGAAACUCAAGAUACACCGCCAUCGUAAACUCCACCACCUCGGCUUCAAGUGUUCCCAAACAUUCGCUUCAAAUAGUUUGGUUUUCAACAGUAAUUUAAGGCCCCGCCCACACUGACAGAUUUUAAUCACAAUUGAAAUGGUUCUGUAAUUUGUAACUUCUUUGUUUUAAAACAAUAUUUUUUAAUCUGUUUUCUAAAGUGGACAUAUUAGAAAUUAAACAAAGUGCGGUAGAAGCCUGUUCUGCACGAUGAUGAAAAUUAGAGGAUUAAAAUUAAUUUAAUGUUUUUUUUCCAAUGGCUGCCUCGCCCUCUGAUGACGUUUCCAACCAACUCUAAACAUCAGCUGAAUAACUGAAAGAUAGGUGUAUAUAAAGAAGUGUAUGGACAGAUUUUAAUGCUUUUGGCUUUAUUUCCCAGAAAUAAAGUCAGAAGAAACUUUUACACAAUUUGCUAAAUGUCUCCUUACAUCCAACGUUCUUGUUGUCAUUCCAUUCUACCCUUCCUUUCUUCCAUAACUCUUCCUACUUUGUUUUUGUUCUUUCUCUUCUUUGCAUUCUUCAUCUUUCCUUCCUUUUGUUGCAUUUGUUUCUUCUCCUUUCUCUCUUUAUUUCCUUCCUUUUCUCCCUCAUAUCUCAUAUUUCUUCUUCCUUCCUCUCCUGCAUCUGUUGUUCCUUCUCUUCCUACCUUUCUUUUUCCCCAUUUGUUCUUCUUUUCCUUCCUUCCUCUGUAACUUGUGACUUUUCUUGCUUCCUCUCCUUUAUUGUUUUUCUUGGUCAUGUCCUUCCUUCUUUCCUCUAAUUUGUCUUUUAUUUUCUUCCUUGGAUCCUACUUCAUUCCUUCCCUUCCAUCUGCCAUAAAUUCAUACUAAACUGUCAUUUCUUCAUAAAUUGUUGGAAUGUUUGUAGGGGUGGGUUUUAUCGUCUUAUCCAACAUGUUAAAAUGUUUAUCAUGAUAAGAAUUUUGAUUUAUCGUUGUGAGAAAUUCCAAUUAAGGCUGUAUUAAAAAAAACUGUCCAUAUUGUCAGGAUUGUUAGUACUAUUUUGCUCAAUCAGAAUAUCAAUAAAUAUUAAUAAAUAUGGAAAAUAUGAUUAAAUGCAGUUACUGUGAGCAGUUUAGUGAUAUCAAUUACAUCUUUUUGUGAUUGGUUUCCUAAAGCAACAUUUUACAAAUGGAAAUGUUGUUCAAGAGCACUAUUGCAAUAGUGCCACAAAACACUUUAAGUCCUAUCGCCCACUCUUAAUGAUUAGCCUAACUUUGCUUUAGCCAUGCUCAUAAUCUUCUUUCCUUUUACAUAAUUAAUGUGACACUCAACACCUGCUGAUGCAAGAACGGUAAUACACCAACCUUUUUAAUUUGAAUUUCUCAAACCCUACAGAGGUUUACUUGAUAUAAACUGUUAAGAAAAUUGUUUAUAAAAAAGAAAAAAUCUCCAGAGCAGUGCAGCCGGGGCCUGAAUCUUUGAAUUAAAUCUCAGUUUGAAUCUUUUAUUGACGAAGUGUGACCAUCUGGACUGUGCUGCAUGCCUGAGUCUCUGAGCUGUGUUGUGGAGUGGUGGUGUGUCCAAACCCUAUAGAGGUUUACUUGGUUUAAACUGGUGGAGGAGGUUGCCAUGCAACACCUGGAUGUAUAUCUGCGUGUAUGUGAGUUUGCGCGUGUGCGUGCGUGUGUGUGGGCCAUGCCCUAUUUUCUAUUUUGAUGUCGUAUUGGCCACGCCCACUACACCUGCUCCAAUCGACCACCUUUCAAAGGGAAAACCAGUCGAGGAAAAAACCGACCAAGAGAACAAAGUAGAUGUUUCCACAUGUUGCUAAUAGAUAGACAAGUCCAGUUCUUGAUGCCAUCAGCUAUGCGGCACCUUGAGUUUUCUCUCUUUCAAUUACCUCCAUGCUCCGUUCUGUUGGGUUUUCCUUACAAACCUUUGAAGUGUGUAAACCCUCUGCAGCUCCUGAUUUGACACUAGCAGUGCCAUGACUCAAGCAAAGCCCCUUCCAGUUCUUCCGAAAACGUGACCCAACCAGGCGGAUGCAUGUAAUACGGACCGGGGGCUUGGAAGAACAUGAAGCGUGUGAGAUUUCAGUGUAUCGUCAAAAUUAACAGAACAUGUUUGCAUAUUUUAUUCAUCCUAAACUGGCCUUUUUGCCCUCUUUUCCCUUAUUUUUGUCCCCCUUUCUCUCUCCUCCUUUAUCCACGUUUAUGGCUUUCUUUCCCCUCUAUCUCCAUGUUGUGUUGCCAUUCGAAACAAAGGGAGGCGUCUCCACCGAUGGGAUCCCACAUUUAGGUGUUCAUUAACCAUGUUUAUUUUCUAUAUGUACAAUUUUUCUACAGUAUUUACUUUUAUUUUUAUUGUUACGGUUCUUUGAUGAACAUAAAGUGGAAAUUUAUUAUAAAAAAUAGUUUUGAAGAUUAACGAGUAAAUAAAAUAUUACCCAAGUGAGCCUGGAGUGUGUC